This is a messenger RNA of Poeciliopsis prolifica (blackstripe livebearer), 1909 nucleotides long. RefSeq names its product short chain dehydrogenase/reductase family 42E, member 2 (gene sdr42e2). Gene Ontology annotation, molecular function: 3-beta-hydroxy-Delta5-steroid dehydrogenase (NAD+) activity. The transcript is spliced from 12 exons. Lineage: Eukaryota; Metazoa; Chordata; Actinopteri; Cyprinodontiformes; Poeciliidae. The record is from RefSeq and is a predicted model, not a curated record. Gene Ontology annotation, biological process: steroid biosynthetic process. Bases 126 to 1697 code for a protein of 523 amino acids.
CCAACUCCUGAGUUUUACUCAAAGUUUGAUAUGAAUCGGUGGGGAGGGGGGCACUGCUUUUACAGCAAGGAUUCUCCCUGUGCACUUCAUCCAGACAUUACGGUAGGAGUUCCUUCAGGUGGCUGAUGGGCGGAGUGUUUGGAGGGCCCACAGAUACAGCAGAACUAGAAUUUCUUCAUAAGACAGCUGACAGACACAGGUAUGUAUGUGAGGCGAGGAGGAACACAGUAAGGAUGUCUAUUGACCUGUACAGCCCCAGCAUGGGUGACAGUGGGGCCUCCAUGUGCCAGAUGAAGCAGCUGCCCUGCCACGGCGCCCCGCUGCUUCGCCUGCAGGCCGGUGGGCAUCACACACUCAACCACUCAAACCUCCCUCACAAGCAGUGCUUGAGCGAUCCAUCCUUGGUUGCUUCCUCUGGGGGUGCGCCAGCCCUCCGCCACAGGGUCAGCGGGGCCACGGCUGGCACCUGCAACAGCCCCAACUGUGCUGCUUCAAGACUGGGACUGGAGGUGGGAAGAGCAGCCUGGGACAGCUGCAAAGGGAAGGUGUUGGUGACAGGAGGAGGGGGAUAUUUUGGCUUCAGGCUGGGGAAAGAGCUGGCCAGUGAGGGGAUGACUGUGAUCCUUCUGGAUGUCAACAAGCCUCUCUGGGAUAUUCCUGAUGGAGCAGUCUUCCUUCAGAGCGACAUUCGGGACUAUUCCUCCCUGUACAAAGUGUGUGAAGGAGUGGACUGCAUAUUUCACACAGCAUCUUAUGGCAUGUCUGGACCAGAGCAGCUGAGGAAGGAGCAGGUGGAAUCAGUCAACGUUGGAGGAACCACUAAUGUCAUAAAUGUGUGUAAAGAGAGAGGAAUCCCCAGACUGGUCUACACCAGCACCAUCAACGUGGUGUUUGCUGGGAAACCAAUUGUGGAUGGAGAUGAGGCUUCAGUGCCAUAUGUGCCCAGUGAUUUGCACAUCGACCACUACUCCAGAACUAAAGCGGUGGCAGAGCAGAUGGUCCUCUCGGCCAAUGGGUCCUCAGUGAAAGGUGGAGGGAAACUGGAGACGUGCGUCCUGCGGCCGUGUGGCAUCUAUGGACCUGGAGAAAGGAGACAUCUUCACAGAGUGAUGAUGAACGUAGAACGGCGCCUGUUCAGCUUCAGGUUUGGAGACCCAGCGGCCAGGAUGAACUGGGUCCACAUAGAUAAUCUGGUCCUGGCCCACAAACUUGCAGCUGAGGCUCUCACAAAGACGAAAGGCUGCGUCGCUAGCGGGCAGGCGUAUUUCAUUAAUGAUGGCCUUUCAGUCAAUCUGUUUGAGUGGCUGACACCUUUGUUUGAAAAACUGGGCUACAGCAGACCAUCGAUAACCGUCCCAGUUUCUCUUGUCUAUUCAGCAGCUAUUCUGGUGGAGUUUUUACAUGUGAUUCUGAGUCCGGUGAUCGAAGUGCCUCUGCUUUUUACCAGGAGUGAGGUCCGAAACAUCACAGUGAGCCACACCUUCAAAAUCGACAAGGCCCGUCAAGAACUGGGUUACUGCCCACAGCCGUACAGCCUGGCGGACUCCGUGGAGCAUUACCUCAAGAUCCGACAAAGUCGUGACACCCCAAUUUCUUUAUCCCUGCCCUCUGUCAGGCAGCUGGCUGAAAGAGGCGUCCUGCUGCUGCUGAUGGGACUCGGCCUGGUGCUGCUCAUGAUCUAUGGCAUCCUCAGUUAGAGUUAAAUAGUUGCUGCAAUGGAGAGGCUUUCACACCUAAUUGUUGCAACAACUUUGAACUCUUUUCUCACUUGCGCAGAGUUCAACUCAUCAAGAGUCCUUUUUUCUUUUUCUCCUCUUCAAAUAAUUUGUUGAAUGUAGACAAAUUAGACAAAUUUCCUUUUCUUUUAAAAUUAUGUAAGCUUGAAAGUAUUAAAGGAGAUUUAUAUUUA